AGCAGCUCUUCCGCGGUCGCAGUGCCAGUCCAGUCGCCGCCGAGAACCUCCGGAGCGGGAAGUCGUGUGUCGCUUGGAUUAUCUCCGCGGUUUAGUUCGAGUCGAGCGCUCGUGUGAAGCGCGUGUCCUGCCGCCCGUCCGUCCUUCGCAGCGACUGAGCCUCAUCGGUCGUCGUCCGCCGCCGCCGCCGUCUCAAUCUGGCGGCCCUCGCGCAGUGACCGAGCAGCGGCACCAACAAACGGCCCUCACAGACUGACCCUCCAGGGGGCGACCCCGGCUCCUGUGCCUUCCUGAACGUGUCUUCACUGCCUGCCACUCCCCAGUGCCUUACAGUGCCUCUCAAAUAGUAUUCCGUAGCGUGAUAGUGUUAGUGAAUAUCCACACGUACAUCGCAUCACCGCCGAGAGAGCGAGAGAGCGAGAAUGGCUUGGCUCAGCACCGAGUUCUACUACUACAAGGGCAGCGCCCCCUGCCGCGCCGUCUGGAUGACCCUGAAGAUGCUGAAGGUCGAGUAUGAGGACAAGCAAGUGGACCUCAUGAAGGCGGAGAACAAGCGACCGUGGUUCGUGCGGAUGAACCCUCAACACACAGUGCCUACCUUCAACGACCACAGUUUCAUACUAUGGGAGAGUCGCGCCAUCAUGAUGUAUGUGAUGAACAAAUACGUCACGGAGGAGACACAGUACCUGUAUCCAACCGACCCGGAGGAGAGAGCACGGGUGGAUCGAAUGCUUUUCUUCGACAUGGGGACGCUCUACCACGCCAUCAAGGAGUACUUCGCCCCCAAAAUGCACCAGGGAUUACCUCCAGACCCCGAUAAGGAGAACCUGUUGAAGACCAGCUUGGACUACCUGGACACUUUCCUUGAGACGGGCGGCGUUCCUUACCUGUGCGGCGAGAAGUACACCAUCGCUGACAUCUCCGUCUUGGCGUCCAUCACGGAGCUGGACGCCAUGGACUACUCCUACAAGUGCUACGGCGAAGUCCUCAGGUGGACCCAGAGGAUGAAGGAGAACUUCCCGUUCUACAAGGAGUGCUGCGUGGAAGGCGUGGAGAUGACGAGAGCAAGAGUCAAGCAACUGGAACUAGACCUCAAGAAGCAACUCGAGAAGGAGCGCAAGCAGUCCAUCACGAAAAAGUAGACAGCCUCACGCCACACGACCCGACCAGGACGAAUCUGGCAGCACUUGGAAGACGCGCAGUUGUUACUUGAAUGACUCGACUGUAUUUCAUAGUGUGAUCGGAGCAUGAAGAAGAUGAAACUGUUCAUUCAUGUGCAUUUUAAAUGCAUAUGAACCAAUAUGUAUAAACAUAUAUAUGUA
This is a messenger RNA of Penaeus vannamei (Pacific white shrimp), 1322 nucleotides long. Lineage: Eukaryota; Metazoa; Arthropoda; Malacostraca; Decapoda; Penaeidae. The record is from RefSeq and is a predicted model, not a curated record.